This is a messenger RNA of Gamsiella multidivaricata, 655 nucleotides long. RefSeq lists its product as uncharacterized. Lineage: Eukaryota; Fungi; Mortierellomycota; Mortierellomycetes; Mortierellales; Mortierellaceae. The record is from RefSeq and is a predicted model, not a curated record. Bases 174 to 386 code for a protein of 70 amino acids. The transcript has a single exon.
CGACCGCGUCAAGGUCGCCUGCAAGGACCUCGGAAACGUCGAUCGCCUGUAAAAUAGCCCUACACUGUCUCCCCCCCCCUCCCUCGUCCUCGCUCUCCCUCUUUCUCCUCCUCCGCUCAUAUAUCGAGCUUUUUAUUUUUCAUUUCUUUCAGUACAUUUUCCUCAACCAAGACAUGAUGAGCGCUCCACCACUGUCGUUGAGCGCAGCUCUUCUUUGUGCAAUACCUAGUAUGAACUCUGUUCUCUCUCAUAAAAAAAAAAACAAACACUGCGAUCACGAAAAAGUUUUCCAGUGGAAUGGUACGUUGUCUUUUUUUUCGUUUUUCAAAGGAGGACCGGUCAGCUGUUCGUUAUUUGAGAUAUGCACCCUGAACUACAUGCCUUGACUAGACCCUCGUCUGAACAGUCCGUGUCCCCCGUUUUUCAUGCAGUUCCAAAAAAAUAAAUAAAUAAAAUAAUAAAAUAAAAUAAAAAGAAGUCAAUUGUAUGUAGACUACCCGUUUAGCAACAUCCCCCGAUUGGCAGAGAUGUUUCGCAGCUUGGCUGUCUUAGUCUGUGCACCAGAGACCCAUAGAACCAGAAACCCAGAGGAAUGAAUGGAUGCACAGCUGCACCCUUUUUUGGAGGGGAGUCCAGAAGAAACUAACAGCGCGGA